AUGGACAAGAAAAUCAAAGCUUCGCAACUCAAAAAGAGGAUCGCAGUGGAAGGCCUCAAGACGCUGGAGCGGUUUCGAGCGGAGUUUGUGCCCGAAUUUGCAAGCCAGAUUCCAGAAGCGUUGGAGGAUUUGGACAGGCACAAGUCAGGGUUUUUCAACUCGAUUGAGAAACUCGAAGAGCUGGAUGAAAACGACGCCAGCAUCGAGGCAUACAUCCAUGAGAGGAGUGAUUUUGAGGACCGUCAUCGGAAGCUUAAAUCAUUCCUACGGGAAAACCAACCGAAGGAAGAGGGUACGCUGAACGACACGUCGGGUUUGGCUUCCUCGACGCUUGCCUUUUUUCGGCCAAACGCUUCCAAUCUACGUCUGCCAAAGAUCGAGCUUCCAACGUUUGAUGGAGACCAUACAAGAUGGCUUUCGUUCCGAGAUCGGUUCAUAGCCAUGAUCGACGCGUCUGCAGAACUUCCCGCCAUCGCUAAGCUCCAGUACCUGCUUUCAUCGCUAAAGGGAGAAGCAGCUUUACCCUUUGAGCACACCCCUUUAACAUCCGACAACUAUCCUGUUACGUGGGCGGCACUUCUGAAGCGGUACGAUAAUUCACGGUUGUUAAUCCGUGAAUACUAUCGUAAAUUGCACCAUCUUCCGGGUGUGCAAUUGGUGUGCGUCGACAAACUUACACAUCUAGUGGACGAAUUCACUCGCUUUGUCAACGGAUUGGUGAAGCUGAAGGAACCGGUGGAUGCAUGGGACACGCCGCUUUCGAAUAUGCUGAUGAUGAAGCUGGAUCGUGAGACGCUGCUGGCUUGGGAAAAACAUUCCGUGCAUUUCCCAAGGGAUAAGUACAAGGAUGUGAUCGCUUUUGUGCAGGAUCGGAUCCAGAUCCUAAAAUCAACGAAUGAUUUUGCAUGUGAGCAUAUUGGUAAUGUAAGAAAGGUGGCCGGCAAUCAUCAUCAGUCAGUGCAAAAAAGGUCCAUCGCAAAUGCAGCUGCAUCAAACGCGACACUUUCCUCACCCCCGGCUCAUUCUCAGCAAUUGAAGUGUCCCUUAGCGUGCACCGACGCUCAUCUUCUACGCAACUGUCCGAUAUUCAUCGCUAAGGAUGUUCGGCAGCGAUCGUGA
This is a messenger RNA of Anopheles funestus (African malaria mosquito), 1119 nucleotides long. RefSeq lists its product as uncharacterized. The transcript has a single exon. The coding region runs from base 1 to 1119 and encodes 372 amino acids. The record is from RefSeq and is a predicted model, not a curated record. Lineage: Eukaryota; Metazoa; Arthropoda; Insecta; Diptera; Culicidae.